Molecule: messenger RNA, 2133 nt
Organism: Hansenula ciferrii
Lineage: Eukaryota; Fungi; Ascomycota; Saccharomycetes; Phaffomycetales; Wickerhamomycetaceae
Gene: SND1
Product: Snd1p
Exons: 1
Coding region: 1-2133 (710 amino acids)
Source: RefSeq, a predicted model, not a curated record
AUGGCUAAAGUGAAAAUAAAGGAAAUAGAUUCCCUGUUCAUUCUCAGGCAUGCCCAACGUUCUGAUAAAGUUGCCACUACAACUUCUUCCAUUGAUUUCGUUGCUAGUAAUAGUCAUCAUAAUAUUCAUUCAAAUCCAAUAACUUAUACAAUAUCAGAUACGUAUAAUCCUCCUUUAGCAACAUUCCAAUCAACAAAUAAUAAAUCAAAUAAUGGUUAUUUACAAUCAAUGAAUUUGGGUCAUCAAAUAUUAAACUAUAUUGAACAAAAUAUUGAAGAAGAAACUGUGGUUUUAAAAUUUCAUACUUCACCAUAUUUAAGAUGUAUUGAAACUAUAAGGUAUAUUUUGGAUUUCUUGGUUAAAUCUUAUCAAUAUGAAUAUGGUAAUGAUAAUACAAAGACAAUAAGAUGUAUCAUAACAAUAGAUCAAGUUCUUUCAGAAUGGUUAAGUACAGAUCUAGAUAUUGAUUUAUAUCCUCCUCAUGAUAAUGGUGCUUCUUUAUUAGGUGCUGCUAUUCAAUAUUUGAAUUCAAAUUUACCAUUCCAUAGAAAUAAUCAAAUUGAAAUUCAAUUGGAUUAUAAUAAUAGUUAUAAACAUGGGAACCCAGGAGUUUUCAGUGAAAGUUUUGUUCAACAAUAUUCAAGAUUAAAUAAUGGGUUAAUAUCAAUAGUGAAAAAUGAACAUGAAUCUCUUUCACAAGAGCCAAAUACAAAAGAUAUAGUAUUAUUAAUGACUCAUGGUGCUUGUGUUAGAAGUAUUGUUUCAAAAUUAUUGGGUAAAUCAUUACAUUUAGAAAUUCCAUUAGCUUCAUUAUCAAUUGCAAAACCUCUUAUGGAAGAUUCAAAACAUUAUUAUUGGCAAUUAUUGAAAACUGAUAUUGAAACAAGAUUACCUCAUUUCCAUCAAGUUGAUCUUUAUUCUAAAAUGGAUCCUUUCCAAGAUUAUCAAACUACUUUUAAUCAUAAUUCAAAUCAUAAUCAAUUAAAUUUCCAAAAAUUGAUACCUGCUUCUAAAACUGAAAAUUUUAAUAGAAUUAGAUCUCAAUCACUUUUAACUCCAAGAAGAAACUCUAAAUUAUCCCGAAAGAAGGGAGAUGAUGAUGAUGAUGAAGAUGAUGAAGACGUUGAUGAUGAUGAUUCAAGUGAUGAAGGUAUUACAUUCACAACAAGACGUAGAAGGGUUACAACUUCAGCUUCAUCUUCAAAUGUUGAUAAUCAAAGAAGAUUUAGGUCAUCAAGUCUUUUUGGACCAAUUUUGAAAAAUCCAUUUUUUUCAGAUGAUUCAUUAAGUGAUUAUAAUGAUCAAUCAAAAAAUCAAAUAUCAAAAGAUACAAAUAGUUUUGAAAACCGUAAAAAAUCAUUAAUGAAACAAAAAAUUGAUAUUGAUUCAAUAAACCCAAAACAAAAAGAUCCAAAUUCAAAUUCUUAUCAAAAUAUUGAUGAAGAUGAUGGAAUCUUGGGUAAACCAAUUUAUCGUACUAGAUCAACAAAGGAAAAUUCUAUAUCAAGUGAAAUUUCAAAUGAAUUGGUACCUGAUUUAGGAGGUUCAUUAUCUUCAAAUAAUUCAUCUUCUCAUAGUCUUACUGAUAUAAAUGAUGAUGAUGAUCAAGAAUUAAGUGUUUUCCCAGGUACAUUAUCAAAAUUAUCUUCAUCUUCAAAAGAACAAGAUUCUUCAUCACCAACUCCACCUCCAACACAUUUUGAUACCCCAAUGGAUCCAACUUUACAUGAACCAUCAACAAGCUCUACAAUGCAAUAUCAUAAUGAUCAAGAUUUUUCAUCAACUUCAACAUUACAAGUUAAUAAUACAAUAUCUGAACAAUCAACAAUUAAUAAUAAUAAUAAUAAUAGUAAUAAAAAAUCAUCAAUAUUUGAUAAAUCAUUGAUUGAGAAAACUCUUAAUGAAAUUCAAAUUCAAGAACCACAAGAUCAUCAAAAAGAACUAGACAAUGAUUGGUUAUUAUUCCAUAAUAAAAACAAAUCAAUAUCAAAACCUAAAACACCUGAACCUGAUAAUAAAUUUAAAAUCAAUUUAUAUGGUAAAAAGGAUAGGCUAAGAUUAAAUUUAUAUGGUGAUGAUAAUGAAAGUGAUGAUGGAUCUAAUGGCUGGUUCUUAGGUUCAAAUAAAUAUUAA